This is a messenger RNA of Eubalaena glacialis (North Atlantic right whale), 1783 nucleotides long. RefSeq names its product iodothyronine deiodinase 1 (gene DIO1). The record is from RefSeq and is a predicted model, not a curated record. Gene Ontology annotation, molecular function: thyroxine 5'-deiodinase activity. Lineage: Eukaryota; Metazoa; Chordata; Mammalia; Artiodactyla; Balaenidae. The transcript has 4 exons.
CUGCCCACCGGCCUCAGAGCCAGCUCUGGCUCUGCCAUAAUGGGGCUGCCCCUGCCAGGGCUGUGGCUGAAGAGGCUCUGGGUGCUCUUUCAGGUGGGCCUGCACGUGGCCAUGGGCAAAGUGCUUCUGACACUGUUUCCCGGGAGAGUCAAGCAGAACAUCCUGGCCAUGAGUGAGAAGACUGGCAUGGCCAAGAAUCCCCACUUCUCCUAUGAAAACUGGAUCCCCACUUUCUUCAGUGCCCAGUAUUUCUGGUUCAUCCUGAAGGUCCGUUGGCAGCGACUGGAGGACAUGACAGAGCAAGGGGGUCUAGCCCCAAACUGCCCCGUGGUCCGCCUGUCAGGACAGAGGUGCAACAUCUGGGACUUCAUGCAAGGUCAGGAGGCUGGUCCACGCUUGAGAGGCAACAGGCCAUUGGUGCUGAAUUUUGGAAGUUGCACCUGACCUUCAUUUAUUUUCAAGUUUGACCAAUUCAAGAGACUUAUUGAAGAUUUUAGUUCCAUAGCAGAUUUUCUCAUCAUUUACAUUGAAGAAGCACAUGCAUCAGAUGGCUGGGCUUUUAAGAACAACGUGGACAUCAAGAAUCACCAGCAUCUCCAGGACCGCCUGCGGGCAGCCCGCCUGCUGCUGGACAGGAGCCCCCAGUGCCCCGUGGUGGUGGACACAAUGAAGAACCAGAGCAGCCAGCUCUACGCAGCGCUGCCUGAGAGGCUGUACGUGCUCAAGGACGGCAGGAUCCUGUACAAGGGUAAACCUGGCCCUUGGAACUACCAUCCAGAAGAAGUUCGUGCUGUUCUGGAAAAGCUCCACAGUUAAUCUGGACAGACCCCCCAGUUCUAGGUGCUCGGCAAGAGGGCUCCUCAAGGCUUGGCUUGCCCCCCAUCCCAGCUGACAUUUACCUCUUGACCUGUGUCCCCAGCUGAAUCACUAGCCCAGAUUUUUCUUAUCCAAGCAAACAACUGUUACAAUGAGAAAAUGAAGCUGCAAGUGAGCUGAGUGUUAAAGAAGGUACAACUCCACACUGCCCCCACCGUGGAGACCUUGUUCAUUGCACAAUGUCUCGGUGUGAGAGCAGGCGCACUCCCUGGGCUUCCUUCUGAACUCCAGCCACUCCACUAUGGCAUUCCUUAAAUGAAGUAACUUCAUUUUACCAAAUUUGCCAUUUAUGGAAUUGAUAAUUUAAGAACUAAAUUGGUUUUUAGAACUAAGCAUGGGGAUAACUCCAGGUGUUUAGAGAGAGAUGAGGAAUUUAAAGAGAAAGGAGUAGGAAUGGGAGCAGACAGUACAAAUGGUAACCCUUCCCUUGCCAAAAGAUUUAAACCAGAAAGUGGUGGGGGUGAUGAGAGGUGAGUUUCCCUGGUAAUAUGUCUUCAAUUCUACUGUAGAAGAGGAGGGUACUCACUUUACCAUCUUUGAAUAUAUUUCAUAGAAGUCUGGCUCUCCAUACCCGGGAAUCUUCUACUAUCUUCACUUACCAAGAGCCACUUGCGGGGAGGACUGGCUUCCUAAAAACAUUAUAACCUUGACCAAACUAGACCAUAGGCACUACAGAGCUGUCAUUCAGUUAUGCAGAAGCUCAUAUCUGAAAUUCGGCUUCUCUGAUUUCUUCACAAGUCUCCUAAUGGUCAUUUGUGUUAGAUUACAUCAGACUAAUGGAUAACCACUGAUAUUGAUCUGUUUUAACUCUGCCUCUUUUCAUAUUUGUUUAUGAUGGCCACAGCCUAAAGUACACACAGCUGUGACUUGAUUUGAAAGAAAAUGUUUUAAGAUGCAGCAAGCUAAU